AAUUGUUUCAAUUUAUCUUUUUCAAUAAUUUUCUUUGAUUUGUAUUUGAAGAAUGGCAAUGCGCAUUUCUGUAGCCAAAUUAAAGUCUGAGAACACCAUAUUGGAUAGGUCCAUGGUGUGGGUAGAAGAAAGCAUCAAAGAUUUGUGAACAAUGGGGGCUGAAGAACCUUAUGUCUGGACGUAGAGUUGAAGCACAAAUACAUUACGUAAUCAUCCUUCAUUAACUUCUCUAUGUGUGUGUGUUUUAAGGUGUGUUGAAUAUAUUCAUGAGUGUUGGUAUCCCUGCUCCAGAGGUCCUCCUGUCCAGACAACUACAUUGUCAUCUCCCAGAACUACAGAAAAGCUUCUGGUUCAUGUGAGGAUUAAACAAAGUAAUCUUAUCUUAGACUAUAAGGACUUGAAGGACUAUAAAAAAACAGAGGCCAUAAAAAAUGCUCAAUAAACAUUUAGAAUCAGGUUAUUUUAGAGCUGGAUGGAAAUGUAAAGCUUAAAGAAAUAGCAGGUGCUAUAAAAGACUAUAGAUAUCACUGAGUCCAUUUUCCUCUCUUUAUAACGGGUAGAACUGGUGGUCAUAGAGAAGUACAGCAUCAUAAUAAAUUCACAUAGAACACUUGUGGCGAAACUAUUUUAUUUAUUUAUUUUAAUUUUUUAAAUACCUAAUGUGAAGCUUUAAUUUAAUUUAAUUUAAUUUAUUUAUCUUUAAAUUUUUUUCAGUGGCAGAUCUAUGGGAACAGCAUAUCCACCUAGAUUUUUGAGUUUUAAAAUGUAUCAAUUGUCUGUUUACGCAACUGAUAGAUUGUGUAAGUAAUAUAGCAGAGUGUAAGUUUGUAUUCCUUUACAUUAAGUGCCUGCAUUGAUUUAUACUCUGUUUUCUUAAAGAUCCCUUUUAAAGAUGAUAACUUCUCCCCUUUUGUAUCAACACAAAGUACUGAGCUUUCUUAUUGAAGUACUUUUCUUCUCCAGCCUAAAAUAAAGAUCUAAUAACCAAUGGUCCCCAUGACUUGAAAGAUCUUUUUUUAUCUUUCACUGUCUAAGGAGGCUGAAAGGGAAACGCUAGCUGCCUGGGGGCUGUUAAAAUGAGUGACAACACUGCUCUGGCUGCUCCAGCUUCAAACCAGGGUCCCACCACCCCACGCAAAGGCCCUCCCAAGUUCAAGCAGAGGCAGACUCGCCAAUUCAAGAGUAAACCUCCAAAGAAAGGUGUGAAAGGAUUUGGAGAUGACAUUCCAGGAAUGGAGGGGCUAGGAACAGAUAUCACAGUGAUUUGUCCGUGGGAGGCAUUCAGCCACCUGGAAUUGCAUGAGCUCGCUCAGUUUGGGAUUAUUUGAGGUGCCAGAGGUUCUGCCACUCUCAACGACAUCUGCUGUAAUUUUGGUUACUUUUGCCCUGAUGAUCUGCCGGAGUCUUGAAAUUCAGCUGAUUGGAAGUGGUUUUGUUGACUUUCGAGGUCAUUUCCUAUCAGUUACUACUAAGAGUUCUCUUACUAUCAGAAUCUCUCUUGCAGUACAGCUCAAAAUAGUGGAUGCAUUUCACACUUAACCACCUUUUCCUACCAGCUAGUUAGAAGUCAUCAAUAUUUCUCUACAUUUUGUUUAUGUGUAAGCCCUUUAAAUCUAUUUUUGCUAGGCAUUCACUAUGAUUAAUAGGAGACCUUUAAGAUUACAUUUAUGUCACUCCCCACCUCCUCUUAUUUAAUAAAGGAGAUAUUUACCUUGAA
This is a messenger RNA of Macaca mulatta (Rhesus monkey), 1717 nucleotides long. It is a transcript of the gene PDE6H, whose product is annotated as phosphodiesterase 6H. The record is from RefSeq and is a predicted model, not a curated record. Gene Ontology annotation, cellular component: photoreceptor outer segment membrane. Gene Ontology annotation, biological process: visual perception; positive regulation of G protein-coupled receptor signaling pathway; positive regulation of epidermal growth factor receptor signaling pathway. Gene Ontology annotation, molecular function: 3',5'-cyclic-nucleotide phosphodiesterase activity; cGMP binding. Lineage: Eukaryota; Metazoa; Chordata; Mammalia; Primates; Cercopithecidae.